This is a messenger RNA of Polyodon spathula (Mississippi paddlefish), 1526 nucleotides long. Its product is annotated as thioredoxin domain-containing protein 15-like. Lineage: Eukaryota; Metazoa; Chordata; Actinopteri; Acipenseriformes; Polyodontidae. Gene Ontology annotation, cellular component: cilium. Gene Ontology annotation, biological process: cilium assembly. The transcript has 5 exons. The coding region runs from base 286 to 1338 and encodes 350 amino acids. The record is from RefSeq and is a predicted model, not a curated record.
GGGCCUGUGCCAUACUUUAUUAACUGUUCACAUUCUCUGAAACACUGGAGUUUUAGAAAUUCUGGCACUUCUUUUUGCGUGAUCAACGAAUUAAACCGAAAUAAGGACAAAUACAGCGCAGUUGCCGCUACAGUGCUGUCUGUAGCAAUGACCCGGAAAUAGAAGCAGCACAGGUUAGACUCAGUUGUGCUUUUCUCCGAAGCACUCUGCUCCGGUAGGUGUUGAAAUGUAAUGAAGACGUAAAUCGUUUUCAGUGGUUUAUUUUAUUUAUAUACAGUAGCUGUGAUGAACUUGGCAGUGGGGACAAGGGUGUUUUGUACAUUGUUUGUUACGCUUUACGUUUUUGCAUCACGUCAGAUCUUCGCUGGUGGUUCAGCGGAGAAUGGGGGUCCUGCAGAAUUUCCUUCACCAGAGGAAUCCCAUUUAGAUUCCCGGCCGGAAAACCUUCCCAAAUUUGUGGAUGCAGACGACGGGGAGCCUUUAUUUAAAGCCCAGGGCGCUGUGCAGUUUAAGACUGCGGAGAUUGCAGAUGCAAUGCUUAGGACAGAGAAUGCAGAGCAUGCAGCCUCCUCUCAGUUGGGGGUGCUUACGCUAAUCCCAGGAGAUGCAGAGGCUGAAUCUGAUGCCAGAGAUGCUACUACCUGCAAGGCUCACGAAACCCUGGCUUCUUUAGCACAGUCUUUUAAUGAGGAGAGUUCGGAAGAGACUGAAGUUGUUAGGCUGGGAAUCGUGCACGCAGAAGAAAACAACGCAACUGAAACACCAAAGACGCCUAAAGUGAACUGUGCAGAGAGAAAUGUAACCGUGCUGGACAGCCUCACUGUGCAAAUUCUAAAUGCUUCACAGGAUCUGAUGGAGUUUCUAAAUGCCAAUGGCAGCGAGUGCUCCCUGGUAUUGUUCUACACCACAUGGUGUCACUUCUCAGCUUCCCUGGGUCCUCAUUUCAACGCCCUGCCACGUGUGUUUCCAAGUAUGCACUUCCUAGCACUGGAUGCCUCCCAGCACAGCAGUCUCUCCACUAGGUUUGGCACAGUUGCUGUUCCCAACAUCCUCCUGUUUCAAGGGGUGAAACCAAUGGCCAGGUUUAACCAGACGGUGCGGACCCUGGGAACUCUGAAGGCAUUCAUCGUGAACCAGACUGGAGUAGAAGGCAAGGCUGAGGAGGAAGUAACCGAGCAAGACCUGUCCGGGCCCCUACCCAGCAUCCCUGUCAGGAGCAUCGACUGGCUUCUAGUCUUCUCCAUCAUGUUUAUUACAGGCUUUCUGAUUUACGCAUUACUGCGCACUGACAGCGUCCGUUGGCUGAUGCCUGGGCAGGAGCAUGAACACCAGGACUGAAACAAGACCGGCUGUUAAACUGGAUGCACUGUGCAGCGCUUUCAUUAAUGAGCCAGCUGAGGAAGGCAAAGUCGACCCCAAUAAAAUGUGUUACACUUCAGUCAAAUCAUACCUAAUAAGCCUGCUGCUUUUUCAUGGUGUGUUUAAUGUGUUGGGUGCAUGUACACAAAUAAAUGUUGUUUUAAAGG